UCGCAUGGCUUAAGUAUAUAAAUGGCAUGGACGUAAGGAAUGUCAUCAGUAACUUGAAGACGUCCGAUCAUAACCCAUUCAUCAGAUAACAUGGCAUUCAAAUUUGUAGCUCUCUUUGCCGUAAUGGCUGUAGCCAGCGCAGGAGUUGUCCCAGUUCAACAGUUGCAUACCUCAUACCAUGAGCCAGCUCACAUUGCUUACCAUCACGAACCACAACCAACCCUCCUGAAAACUGUUGCCCAGCCAGCAUAUGUGAAAACAAUUGCUCAGCCGACAAUCGUGAAGACCAUCGCUCAACCAACGCUGGUGAAACAGGUUGAACUGCACGACGAUCACAACGCUCAGUACGACUUCUCCUAUGGAGUGCACGAUGAACACACCGGAGACAUCAAGGAUCAGCACGAAACCCGUCACGGCGAUCAGGUCCAUGGCCAGUACAGUCUGAUCGAUGCUGAUGGACACAAGCGUACCGUCGAAUACACUGCUGAUGAUCACAACGGUUUCAAUGCUGUAGUCCACCGUGAACCAACCAACAUCAAGAUCCCACAGCCAGUACAGAAGAUCGCCAUUGCCCAGCCUGUUACCAAAGUGAUCCCUCAGCCAACCUAUGUCCAUGCUGCUCCAGCCGUUGCCCACUAUCAUGCCCAAGCACCCACCACUGUGAUCAAAACUUCUGGACUUUCUCAUUAUUAAUCAAUGGGAAUAGUACUCAAGUCAUGUUAAAGUUGAACAAUGUUAAGCUGUGACGAUUCAUCUCCGUAGGAUAUAGUACAAAAUAUACAAUAAUUGAAAUCUA
This is a messenger RNA of Aedes aegypti (yellow fever mosquito), 796 nucleotides long. Its product is annotated as cuticle protein 7. Gene Ontology annotation, cellular component: extracellular matrix. The transcript has 2 exons. The record is from RefSeq and is a predicted model, not a curated record. Lineage: Eukaryota; Metazoa; Arthropoda; Insecta; Diptera; Culicidae. The coding region runs from base 91 to 693 and encodes 200 amino acids.